Carassius auratus (goldfish) is the source of this 1901-nucleotide messenger RNA. RefSeq names its product interleukin-8-like. Gene Ontology annotation, molecular function: chemokine activity. NCBI's taxonomy places the organism in Eukaryota, Metazoa, Chordata, Actinopteri, Cypriniformes, Cyprinidae. Gene Ontology annotation, biological process: immune response; defense response; chemotaxis. The transcript is spliced from 5 exons. The coding region runs from base 452 to 751 and encodes 99 amino acids. Gene Ontology annotation, cellular component: extracellular region. The record is from RefSeq and is a predicted model, not a curated record.
CGAAUCUUCCAGAGAAGGCGAGCGUGAACAGGAGCACAUUUUGCCUUGCAGAAAGAUACGGUAGUGAGCUUUGAGGAAAGAUGCUACAGAGACCACAUCCUACCCGUAAGGAAGUGACAUGUGGAGAUACUGAUAUGGACUGGGCAGUACUACAUAUACUACAGUCUAUAUAAAAACACGGCUUUACAGAGAGGGAAAACAUACAAUUGAAGAUUACACAUAUGGGAUUAUCCGAAAUAAUUCAAGCCAUAUGGACACUUAGCCCAUGCAAACACCAGUACUGGGCCUGGCCUCAGUUCCUGGGAAGAGAGAAAUUGAGCAAUAAACUCUUGCAUUUUGUGUGGGAGUGUCAGUCUUUAUAAACAAGAGUGCAGGCCACUGUUAGACACACAACUGAGUGACUACAGCAGACAGUCUCUUCAUACCUUAACUGACACAAUACUGACUCAGAAUGAUGAAGUUCAGCGCAUCUGCCUUCAUGCUUCUGAUCUGCACAGCUGCACUGCUGUCCACAACAGAGGGUAGACCUAAACCCAUGAUUUUACGCUGUCAGUGCAUUAAAACACAUUCAGAGCCAAUCCCAAUUGACAAAAUACAGACAUUGAAGGUGAUUCCUGCUGGACCACACUGCAAAAAUGAGGAGAUCAUUGCCACAAUGAAGAAAGGAAUGACAUGUCUUAAUCCUGCAAAAGACUGGGUGAUUUCUCUCAAAGAAAAAUUAAACAAGAAGAAUGUCAAGAGUCAACAGUGAAUGAAUAUCACCGUUCAUGAGCAACUGAAGAAACUGGUUCAACUAUUCUUAAUGUAAUAUAGGAAUUUUUUAUUUUGUCAUCUCUUGUGAAAAUGUGAUUUCACUACCACCUGUUUUAUUAAAGAUGAACUUUACUGUAUCCUUCUGUAUAUUUUAUUCAAUUAUAUUUAUUGUUAUUGUGUCACUGAAUUAUAUGUCUUAUUAUAUGUUUGCACUAGUUUUGAAUGAAGAGUUGUAAUAAAAACUGUCAUAAUGGAUAUUUUAGAUAUAUUCAUUUUUGUUGUGUCACUGAAUUGUAUUGUUAUCGUUUUGCAUUGGUUUUGAACCAAGACUGUCGUAAUGGAUAUUUUAGUUGGUCUUUAUUGUGUGAUUUUGUCAUAUUGCAAAACAUUGCAACAUUACAGUAUCAUUCCCUGAGCUGUUCACAAUAAAAUUAAAGUUCACACAAAAAUCAAAUACCUUUUAUUUGCAUCAUGUCUUUACAAACUUCUCCUGCACAACCCAAAAUAAGGCAUUCUGUCAUAUGGUUUCUGUAUUACUAUUAGUUAAAUAUGUGACACCUGUAUUUCAGAUGACCUGCCUGUUUUAUUUACUGUGGUUGUUCCCAGUUCUGAGAUUUCAACCUCUGCUUCUGAAUGUAGUGUGCAGGCAAUUAACCCUUUAACUGUGUUACCGUUUUCUAGAUCUUUUAAAGAUUCAUUUUUGUACAAUCUUAAUGACUGUGUAGAAGCCUCCACAGACUUAUAUAUAUUGAGAUUUUGGACUCUGUUACUCUGUUUAGGGAAAAAACACCCUAAAGAUCUGUCACAACCCUGGUUCAGUGUCACUAGCCGCUCUCCCAGACAUGCCUGCAAAGUAGCAGAGAGAAAGUGAAAAAGGUCGCCCACUCUAUUCUUUUAUCUAGACAUGAACAGUGUGUCAGCAUUAAGGGCAUAUCCCUUAAAUGGUUUCAUUCAUAUUUGACAGACAGUAGUUUUUCUGUUCACCUUGGUGAAUUGUUUUCAUCUGAUUCCCCUCUUUUUUGUGGUGUCCCCCAAGGGUCAAUAUUGGGCCCCAUGUUGUUUUCUUUGUAUAUGGUGGGGUAUAUUUUUAGGAAGCACAAUAAUUAAUUAAACUGUUACAUUUACAUUUACAUUUACAUUUAAUCAUU